GUUCUCUUUUAGUGGACACUCCCCCAUCUUGCCUCACACACCCUCCGUCUGAAGGCUGAACUGCAGUCCUGCCACAGGCUGUUGAAACCGGACAACUCCGCUGCCAAGGUGGAGAGAUUAUCUGUGAGAGAAGAUCAGAGGAGGGUCUCAGUUACAGAAUAUCUGACACUCCCUCAUUAUCAACAUGGGGGCCGUCAUCUCACGGUGGAAGGCGAAACCAUCCACUGUGGAGAUUUUGGAGGGAAUCGAUAAGGAUAUACAGAUUCUUGAAGAAUACAGUGAGAAGUAUCAAAGGCAGUUGAAGAUAUGGGUCGGGCGACUGCUUCUGUACUCGUCUCUUCUCUUCCUGAUCACAUGUGUAGUUGUGUAUUUUUGGUACCUGCCUGAACAGUUGAUAGGACGGUUCAUAUUGUCUCUCCCCUUCGUACUAUUUCCGUUCUUAGUUUGGUUACUUCGAAAAAUGCUUAUAAUCAUUUUUUCACGAAGAACUGAAAAAAAUAAUGACAAAUUAGAGGAUCUUAAAGCCCAAAAAAGAAAAAUACUUGAAGAAGUUAUGGAAACUGAGACGUAUAAAAAUGCUAAAAUGAUACUGGAGAGAUUUGAUCCUGACUCCAGGAAAAAGAUGGAGCUUGAAUCCACUCCUAUUGGACCUCAGAUGACUCCAAAACCAGGACAAGAGCUCCGCCAGCGCAAUGUCAUCCCUAAGACCCCCACAGUGGUGGCGAAUCCUGCAAGCGGAGCUGCUGCCCGCCCCCCUCUUGCCUCUGGGCCCACCUAUCCUGGACGAUCUUCCCACUCUGCUCCAGGUGGACCCCCAGAGAGGGUCCUGUCGGCUAUAGCUGCUCAGCAGAGCUUGAUGAGGAGGCCUGUGACCCCUGGAACACCUGUUCCAGGAGUCGGAAUGCACCCCCCAGGCCCGCCCCUGGCCAGACCUGUGCUCCCAAGGGAAAGGGGUGCUAUGGACAGAGUCAUUGAGUAUCUUGUUGGAGAUGGCCCUGGGAACAGAUACGCUCUCAUAUGUCAGCAGUGUCUGUCCCAUAACGGCAUGGCAUUAAAAGAGGAAUUUGAAUACGUUGCCUUCCGAUGUGCGUAUUGUUAUUUCUUGAACCCUGCAAGAAAGACCAGGCCUCAGGCACCCAGACUACCCGAGGUCACUGGUGACCUGAAGCUGUCAUCUGAGGCACCAUUACCAUCGUCUGGUGCUGACGAAGAUGACGACCAGUCUGUUUUAGAGAAAAGCAAGCUUGCUGAUGUGUCUGCCGAAUCAGACACUCAAGAGCCCAGCACACCAACAACCACAGAGCCGAGCUCCGCGUCAGACAGCCAAACCACCCCAGAGUCACAAGAUCUGCCCUCUGAGAAAUCUGAUGAAGAGCAAGAUUUGUCUGCCAUGGAAGUGGAAUAAAAUUUCAAUACAAGUCAGGCUGAAACUUUGUUUCCUUGAAGAAAUGUGAGAACAGUUAACUAAGUAGAUGCCUUGAGUUGGAAUAAUGCAGUAACAAGUCAGCAGCUGAUGUGAUUUCCAACUUACAGUACAGAUUAUCCUUUCUUUUGAGAAUUGCUUUUAUAAUUCUAGCAAUAGUAAUGAAUUUAAUAUUAAAUUGUAUAGCACUCGCAUGGUAGUAACCGCCAAAAAAAACCUCCUUUCUUGUAUGAUGACAUGUUUAUUUUCAUAACAUCGUACUGAGAACAUUAAGAACGAUGUUAAAAUAAUGUUGUUGUUUUUGAUGUUUUAUAGCUAAAUCUUUUUCCAUGUAUUCUUUGUUUUUCCUCAUUUUAUUUGAUUUUGACUGAAUUUCUACCAUUAUUCUGUCUGGGUUAAUUGGAAACAGCGGAAACAAAACAAGAAAUAUUUUGUGGGGGAAAUCAAUUAUUUAUUUAUGGGAAAUUAUUUAUAAAUAUUUUUCUAUAAUGGUGUGCCUUUCAUGACGGGGUUGACAAGGCUACCCUGCAGCAUGGUGUUGCUAACAUGUUUACACAACCAUGGUACCAUAGUAAAUGGACAUACAGUAUGUAUUUAUUGGUAAAAAGGGAGAAAAGGAGAUUGAUGUCAGUACUGUGCACCUGCCCUAAGUGACUUUUAUAUUUAAGUCUCUGCCUCAGAGUAUUGUCGAUGAAACCUAUUUACAUAUAGACAAUAGUCAUUUAACUGUUUACAGGCAAUAUGUGUUUUCUGACUGUAUGAAUCCCUGUUCUGUAUAAAUAAUACUAAAUAAACUUUUGAGAAUA
Molecule: messenger RNA, 2229 nt
Organism: Dicentrarchus labrax (European seabass)
Lineage: Eukaryota; Metazoa; Chordata; Actinopteri; Moronidae
Gene: lnpka
Product: limb and neural patterns a
Exons: 13
Coding region: 185-1405 (406 amino acids)
Biological process (GO): endoplasmic reticulum tubular network organization
Cellular component (GO): endoplasmic reticulum tubular network
Source: RefSeq, a predicted model, not a curated record